This is a messenger RNA of Chlamydomonas reinhardtii, 4624 nucleotides long. RefSeq lists its product as uncharacterized. Bases 87 to 4052 code for a protein of 1321 amino acids. Lineage: Eukaryota; Viridiplantae; Chlorophyta; Chlorophyceae; Chlamydomonadales; Chlamydomonadaceae. The record is from RefSeq and is a predicted model, not a curated record. The transcript is spliced from 18 exons.
GCCAAAGCGAGACAACAUAUUGCAGAACACAUUAUAGAACAGCAAAUACGUCGUGAACAUAUCGUAGCAGCAAGCGCGGUGCCCAAAUGUCCGCCGGGCGAGCUGUACUGCUGGUAGCAGCGUUGGCAGCAGCCGUCAUGUGGAGCUCACCUGCAUUUGGAGCUCGUAUCAUGAGUGAUGCCGCGGCUGUCACUCGUGGGGCAGCAGCCGAAGUGGCCGGCCAACAGAUGGCAGCCAAGAACUUGGGACAGCAGCAGCUGCGCCGCUCGCUGGCCGUGACGAAUGAGACUGGUUUGCAGUUGGCUGCACGUCUCGUCGACUCCUUGUCGUUUGACUUGAUCAACGCGACACUCACCUGCCCAGGAGGUGGGACGUCCAGUGCGUCGGGCUUCUGGACCCCGCCUGCAGGGCACGCCCUGGCCGCGGACUUCCCAGCUGGUGCGGUGGUCCUCACCACAGGCUUCGCGUACUUCGCGAACUAUGUGACAAACACCCUCAGUGGAACAACUUCUGCAAUUUCUGGAGCUACUGGUAAUCGAGGGACUGCCGGUGACGCCGACGUAACCGCUGCCGUGAAGAACACCACAUACGACGCGUGCUCGUUGUCAUUCGCGGCCAAGGCCAAGACCAAAGGCAAGAUUUCCUUCCAAUAUGUGUUUGCCUCGGAGGAAUACCCUGAGUACGUGAAUCAGCCGUAUAACGACGGCUUCCUGCUACUCUACUCGGAUGCAACCAUAAACAAGUCAAAUGUCGCUGUUGUUCCCGGCACCAGCCCUGCCCAGGCUGUGACAAUCAACAACGUCAACAUUGGCAAGAAUUCAGCUUACUACAGGUCUUUCUCCACUGGCACGGAAUACGAUGGCAUGACAACGCUGCUCGUAACCAAGCCCGCUAUCCUGGCGAAGGAUCAGGUGUUUACCUUCAAGCUGGUAGUUGCCGAUACCGCCGACGCCGCAUUUGACUCAGCGGUCUUCAUCAAGGCCAACAGCGUGUCUCUUUUCAACACGUGCGACAAGUCCUGUGCAACUGGCACAGUCCCAGCGAACAGCUGCAAAAUUGAUAGCGUUUGUGAGUGGAACGACCUGAUUGAGCAGGUUUGCAGUAGCAUUACUAACAAGGAUGACGGAACCUCCUGCAUCAUCGCUGGAAGUAACAACGUCGCCGGACAGUGCGCGGCCGGCGUUUGCAAGGAUACCACUGCCCCAACCGUCAGCACCAGCACCAACGCCAUCACCAAGGAGGGCAACACGCUUGGCGGCGCCGACGGCAUCUCCUUCACAUGCACCGCCACUGACAACGUGGACACGAACCUCAACGUUGUCACCACCUACUCCCCCGCGGCCCCCUCCACCUCUGGCGUCUACCCCGUCGGCACCACCGUAGCCACCUGCACGGCCACUGACAAAAGCGGCAACAGUGCGAGCAAGACCAUCACCAUUGUUGUCACUGACACCAUUGCGCCGGCCAUCACGGUCCCCUCGCCGGCGUCCGUGUACGCUUCGGCCAGCGGCACUGCUGCCGUCACCUGGUCGGCCGUCACCGCCACUGACAUCGUGGUUGGUGCCGUGACGCCCGCAUGCAACCAUGCCUCUGGUGACUCUUUCCCAUCUGGCAGCACCACGGUCACCUGCACCGCGUCUGAUGGCGCGCAACCCACGCCAAACGUCGCCACAAAGACGUUCACUGUGACCGUCCUGGAUAACACAGCUCCAGACGUCAGCACCAGCACCAACGCCAUCACCAAGGAGGGCAACACGCUUGGCGGCGCCGAUGGCAUCUCCUUCACAUGCACCGCCACUGACAACGUGGACACGAACCUCAACGUUGUCACCACCUACUCCCCCGCGGCCCCCUCCACCUCUGGCGUCUACCCCGUCGGCACCACCGUAGCCACCUGCACGGCCACUGACAAAAGCGGCAAUAGCGCGAGCAAGACCAUCACCAUUACUGUCACUGACACCAUUGCGCCGGCCAUUACGGUCCCCUCGCCGGCGUCCGUGUACGCUUCGGCCAGCGGCACUGCUGCUGUCACCUGGUCGGCCGUCACCGCCACUGACAUCGUGGUUGGUGCCGUGACGCCCUCGUGUGACUAUGCCUCUGGUGACUCUUUCCCAUUUGGCAGCACCACUGUCACCUGCACCGCGUCUGACGGAACCAAUACCGGCACCGCGACAUUCGCUGUGGUCGUUCUCGAUAACACAGCUCCAGACGUCAGCACCAGCACCAACGCCAUCACCAAGGAGGGCAACACGCUUGGCGGCGCCGACGGCAUCUCCUUCACAUGCACCGCCACUGACAACGUGGACACGAACCUCAACGUUGUCACCACCUACUCCCCCGCGGCCCCCUCCACCUCUGGCGUCUACCCCGUCGGCACCACCGUAGCCACCUGCACGGCCACUGACAAAAGCGGCAAUAGCGCGAGCAAGACCAUCACCAUUACUGUCACUGACACCAUUGCGCCGGCCAUUACGGUCCCCUCGCCGGCGUCCGUGUACGCUUCGGCCAGCGGCACUGCUGCUGUCACCUGGUCGGCCGUCACCGCCACUGACAUCGUGGUUGGUGCCGUGACGCCCUCGUGUGACUAUGCCUCUGGUGACUCUUUCCCAUUUGGCAGCACCACUGUCACCUGCACCGCGUCUGACGGAACCAAUACCGGCACCGCGACAUUCGCUGUGGUCGUUCUCGAUAACACAGCUCCAGACGUCAGCACCAGCACCAACGCCAUCACCAAGGAGGGCAACACGCUUGGCGGCGCCGACGGCAUCUCCUUCACAUGCACCGCCACUGACAACGUGGACACGAACCUCAACGUUGUCACCACCUACUCCCCCGCGGCCCCCUCCACCUCUGGCGUCUACCCCGUCGGCACCACCGUAGCCACCUGCACGGCCACUGACAAAAGCGGCAAUAGCGCGAGCAAGACCAUCACCAUUACUGUCACUGACACCAUUGCGCCGGCCAUUACGGUCCCCUCGCCGGCGUCCGUGUACGCUUCGGCCAGCGGCACUGCUGCUGUCACCUGGUCGGCCGUCACCGCCACUGACAUCGUGGUUGGUGCCGUGACGCCCUCGUGUGACUAUGCCUCUGGUGACUCUUUCCCAUUUGGCAGCACCACUGUCACCUGCACCGCGUCUGACGGAACCAAUACCGGCACCGCGACAUUCGCUGUGGUCGUUCUCGAUAACACAGCCCCAACGGUCAGUUCCAGCACCAACGCCAUCACCAAGGAGGGCAACACGCUUGGCGGCGCCGACGGCAUCUCCUUCACAUGCACCGCCACUGACAACGUGGACACGAACCUCAACGUUGUCACCACCUACUCCCCCGCGGCCCCCUCCACCUCUGGCGUCUACCCCGUCGGCACCACCGUAGCCACCUGCACGGCCACUGACAAAAGCGGCAAUAGCGCGAGCAAGACCAUCACCAUCACUGUCACUGACACCAUUGCGCCGGCCAUUACGGUCCCCUCGCCGGCGUCCGUGUACGCUUCGGCCAGCGGCACUGCUGCUGUCACCUGGUCGGCCGUCACCGCCACUGACAUCGUGGUUGGUGCCGUGACGCCCUCGUGCAACUAUGCCUCUGGUUACGCGUUCCCUCUUGGGACUACCACCGUCACUUGCACCGCGUCUGACGGAACCAAUACCGCCACCAAGACAUUCGCUGUGGAAGUCUUGGUGCCGCCGUGCUCGCCCUUCGACGGCUACCUGCCGCCUAUCUCACCCAAGGACUUCAACGUGCUCGCCACCACCAGCAGCACCAUCCCAGUCAAGUGGCCCCUGAGCAACCCGGCCUGGGGCCAAAUUGCGCCCGGAUACCCCAAGCUGGUGCCUAUCACGUGCGGAACCGACCCCGCGCCCAAGAAGUCAGACGUGGGCGAGUUCCUGGCGGACGCGCUGGCAAACCUGAAGCUGACACCGACCCAGGCAGUGAUGACGUUCCAGGGCAAGGGUCACGUGGAGAGCGGCAAGUGCUACCGCUUCGACAUCCUGCUGUCCAGUUGCAGCUUCACCGACUCACAGAUCCGCUCAUUCCGGAUUCGCAUCAAGUAGACGUUGUGUUCGUUCGUGUGUCAGCGCUAGCUCUGAUGAUACCUCGAUCGUCGGUGCGUUAUCACUUUGACAAUAACUUAUGCCACAUCACACGCGCAUAUGGUUCAUACGGAAUGCUGGCGGUGAUUUAUGUCGUGUAAUACCGCACAGAUGCCAUCAAAAGCGCAUUGGCGGGCGGGCCCAACAAUGCAUGUAUGUUUGAAGGACCGUCUCGUGUUUAUUUUGCUCAGCAUCGACGCUGACAGUAGGCUGAUGAGUCCUGCUGUGAUAGACGAAGUGUCUUGCCGCAUUUGUAAUGCAUAUCGGUGUACGGCUUGCUGUGUGGUGACAUGUGGUGACACGCCCAACAGCGGGAAACAUUCCUGAUGACUAGGAAGCGCAUGCGUGCAGCAGGUGUGCUAGCUGUGCUAGCUGCCGUGAGGUGGGAAGCGUUCACGAGUCAUGAACGCAAAGUAAUCUUUUGGACUACAACGCGUGAGCCAAGUAAACCAGUUGUUUACAGCUGUGGGCCAAGGUUUGGGAUGGACCCGGCGGGCGGAUGGACGCUCUUGCCUUUGCAAUCCCAGCGUGUU